This is a messenger RNA of Aptenodytes forsteri (emperor penguin), 4865 nucleotides long. It is a transcript of the gene DNAJB9, whose product is annotated as DnaJ heat shock protein family (Hsp40) member B9. Gene Ontology annotation, cellular component: endoplasmic reticulum. The record is from RefSeq and is a predicted model, not a curated record. The coding region runs from base 48 to 719 and encodes 223 amino acids. The transcript is spliced from 3 exons. Lineage: Eukaryota; Metazoa; Chordata; Aves; Sphenisciformes; Spheniscidae. Gene Ontology annotation, molecular function: protein-folding chaperone binding; misfolded protein binding.
UCUAGGAGACUUGCUUACUCAUCGGGUUAGUGGUGAUAUGAGAACCAAUGGAAAACUUCGGAACCAGAGAAAUGGCAACUACACAAUCUGUCUUCACAUUUGCUCUCUGCGUUUUAAUGAUAACUGAAUUAAUACUGGCUACAGAGAGCUAUUAUGAUAUCUUAGGAGUUCCAAAAAAUGCAUCUGACCGCCAGAUCAAGAAGGCAUUUCACAAGCUGGCUAUGAAAUACCACCCAGACAAAAAUAAGAGUCCUGGUGCAGAAGCAAAGUUUAGAGAAAUUGCUGAAGCAUAUGAAACAUUAUCAGAUGAGAAUAAACGAAAAGAAUAUGAUCAGUUUGUCCAUCAUGGAGGACAAGGAAAUAAUGGAAGCCCGUUCCAUCAGUCAUUUAAUUUCAACUUUGACGAUCUGUUCAAAGACUUUGACCUCUUCAGUCAAAACUCACGGUCAAAAAAGCACUUUGAAAAUCACUUCCGAAGUCAUCGGGAAGCUCACAAUCGGCAAAGACGUUCUUUCCAAGAGUUCUCCUUUGGAGGUGGACUGUUUGAUGAUGUGUUUGAAAAUAUGGAAAAGAUGUUUUCGUUUAGUGACUUUGAAAAUGCACACCGACACGCAGUGCGAACUGAUAGCAGGUUUCAUGGAUCCAGCAAGCACUGUAGGACUGUCACUCAGAGACGAGGAAACAUGGUUACCACGUAUACAGACUGUUCUGGACAAUAAUGUUUCCUUUCUUUUCAUCUCUUUUCUUCUUCUUUCAACAUCUUCAUAAUAUUUCUUGGUUUUUUGCUAACAUGGAAAAAAUUCUUUCAACUGUUUGUUCUAAAAAACCACUUAACUGCUAUAAAGAAAUUGUAGAUGAAACAACAUGCAUUUGGGCAGUAGAUGUCUCAGUAACUACUUAGAAUGGGAGAGAAAUAAUCUCGUGACAGGAGAAAUUAUAUGUAUUUCAGCUUAGUAAACGCUUUACGUAAAUUUGAACUUCAACACAAGAUACAUAUUUUUAAUUUCAGAAAUGUAAUAUUUUUUCAUAUAUGCCAAUUCAGGACUGUUUGAGUUACUGGUGCAUGGAUUGCAGCAGAGGAGAUACUUUAAUUUUGAAGUGCUGCUUUUUUUGUCACAUCUUUCCAAGUUUUCACUUGCAGUAUUGACCUGAUAUGGACUUACUGUGCAAAUUAAAUACUUUACACAAAAUAGCAGCAGAAAUAUGACUUACCUGGAUCUUUGUUACUCUGUCCAGCAUUGCAAAUGUAUUAAUAAUGAAACACUUUUUAAAGUUGGAAAAUAACAAGAGGGAAUAUGUUAAGAUAGUGCUUCACCUAGGAGAGUGAUGUACGAAUUACUUUUAUUUCCAAACAGCCUUUCAUUGGCCUGAAAAGAUUUUGGGAUUUGAAUAACCCUUGACUUAUUUAAGGGGUAUUCAUGUAAGUAAGUUUGUGUGCACACAAGGUACCUUUUUUUUCCCCCACAAAAUACAAAUAUCUCUUUAACAAGGUUUGGAAGAACAUACCGAAAACACUCUUGAUUUAUGCUUACUGUGUUACCAUGUGUGCAAUGUAGUUUCCAUAGCUGAGUUUAUUGAACUUAAAUACUCCUCUGUGCUGUUGUGAACUUAAACAAGAUAAACUUGCCUACAGAUUCCUAGUGUUUCUGGAAGGUUCUAAAUAAAAAAAUAGAUAGUGUUUAGAUUGACAGAUUUAUUACCUGUCAGCAGGAAUUUUUCAGUGUUGUGAUUUGAAAGGUGAAUUCUUAGCAUAGACACAGAGUAAAACUGAAAAUUACAAUUGUUGUAUUCGUCUAAUGCCUUGUCUGAUAACAAGGACAGUGCUAAUGGCUAUCAAUUUCAGCACCAUGGAAAUCCAUAACCAGUCUAAACUAUUUAAAAAAAAAAAAAGGAAAAAAAAAAACCACCCCAAAACCCCACAACAAAACUCCUGAAUAUUUUAACUGAUGUCAAUCCAAAAGUUUUGUUUUAUUUCUUAACUAGUAAUACAGGUUUAGUGUAGUAAAUUGGUUCCCCUUGAUAAGAUUGCUGUCACCCACAUAUUGCUGUCCCUUUAGAAUUGUGAGAUAAGAAUUUACCUUUCAGAUUGAUUACAUGAGCAAAGUGAGCAUUUUAAACAGCCGUGUUCUAAAUAGGCUUUGUGUUCUUAAAAUCUUUAUCAAAAGAGAUUUAACCCUUCGCUUCUUGGAUGGAUAUUGAAGCUGCCUACUUGCUAAGUAACCUUAACCUUCCCCUCAAGGGUAUGUAUUACUGCUUGUUCAGUUUUCAUUCACUAAAUACUUGGAAUGGAUUGUUGCAUUAUAUUAAGUGCUUUUCCUUUUCCAUGUUCUUCUUUAUUUAUUAAUAGACUAAUACCUCAUAUAUGGUCUUUAUAAAAAGCCAGUAAUUUGUGCAACAUUAUCGGAAUGUGCAAUAUUCUUCUAGUAGACAAGUGCUGGAGUGAGUGUUUGUGUUAUUUCCACCCUUUUUCUGUGUAAGUAGAGAUUUUUAGUUUCUUCUGUAUAAUUAAUAUAUGAUUCAACCAAAAGUUGUAAUUCAUGUAGAUUUCUGCAUUUUUUUCUUCAACAUACUCCAUCUGUCCUGUGCAUGAAUCAAAUUAUCUGCCUGAUUCAUAUCAUAUGGGCAUCCAAGUGAACAAAUUAUUAACUUAAAGUUCUGAAUUACUUUCUCUCACAAAUAUCAAGGUUUUUUUGAGGGCAUUUCUGUUUGCAUUUGAGGAGAAUUGUUCACACUGAUAAGACUUUGGAAGGAUGUGGCCUUUAGUAUUAAAUAUAAGAGAGCAUUAGUGAAUGUCCUUUAGGGAUGAUAACUGCUGGAACUUAGAGGUGGGAGGCAACUCUAGAAGCAGGAUGCAAAGGUAAAAUGUUAAUGCCUUUCUUAGCCUAGUGAAUAUUUUCUUACUUAAAAAAAAAAAAAGGAAACAGUGGAAUGAGCAGUUCUUAGGCAUGGGAGAAGGAAUAUUUAAAGUUCCUACUAGAACCAAACCAUUGACUUCUCCAAAGGUAGUUUUCUCUGGUUAUGAACUUGGGUCCAUUCCCUAAUCCUGAAUUAGAGGAAUAAAAGCUAAAAUAAGCACUGUAAAUUGUAGAAAACACAGCCACCCCCAAAACAUAAGUCUGUUUUAAGUGACUGUAUGAGUUGACCAUCUUUCAGGCUAAGCUUUUAGGUGAAAAUCAAGGGUCCUUGGCUGCUUCUAGGUUAGCUUCCCCUCUUUAAGGAUGCUCCAGACUUUAUUCAUACAAAGUGUACUUGUUUUCGGUAACUCUUUAAAGUCAGAAUAUGAAAUGGAUAAUAAAACGAUAGGGUUGCUAGUUUUCUAGCUGAUAGUACCUUAAAAAGAGUUCUACCUAGUUUAUCUGCUUCCGUAUUGGUUCUCUUAAUUACUUGUCAUAGGAAAACCAACAAAUGCUUCCUGUUAUUCCUAUGGCUUCUCAAAGUGACCUGCUUGUUCUGGUUGUUGAUCCAAGGUAAAACCCAAAGGUGAGCUCGUCAUUAGUAUUGCAGAGUCUAGUGUAUUGCUAUCCAUAUGACCUCCUAUGAUGCGUAUGCUUUGAAUAGACUUUAGCUGAAGAAAUUCAGGCAGGCUUUCCUCAGCCAGCAGUCUUCAGUUCCAUGGCUAUCAGAACACAAGCUUGCAAAACAUGUUGUGCUUCUCGCUUAUUCAGAGCUCUUGCACAUUCUUUUCCUAUUUAUAGUGUUUGCUUCAUGGCAGGCUCUCCAGCGGAAGUCCUGAUAUAACCUUAUGACACCCCUGACUUCAGAAUUUUCUUAAGUGCCAUCUUUGAUCUCCAUAUCUUGUGAAAAGACCCAGCAAAACCUAUUUUUUGUUGUGUGAGGGUGAAAAAUACAAUUCUUAACAAUUUUUUGAAAGGCAUUUAUGCAUAUGUAACUCCAAAUGGUUGAGUUUCUAAAAAAUUACAAAAAAUAGUGGGGUUUUCGUGUUUGUUUUUUCCCAUUAUACUUUUGAAACACAGUAUCUAGUGGAGAUGAAAGUACUGUAAACUUAACUAGGGUGCCAUUACAUUAAAAGUGUGAAAAUUGUUUGUGUGUGAAGUCCUUUCCCCCCCCCCCCCUUUUUUUUCUUGUUCUUCAAGAUGUAUAUGGAAGCCGGAUUCAAGUGGGUUGUGUGGCACUUGUGUUUUAUGGGACAUUUGGACCACUACCUUUUCCCUGAAUGGGAUGAUGGGGUUGGCAGGGAGAAGGGAGUGGGGCUGAAAGAAACUGACUUAAUUUUACCUGGUCUGUUUUUCUUAGAGGUGUUGGGAAUGGGUCAGAGUUUAGGCACUGUGCCUGUAAACCAAGCAGACAAAGAAGCCUGGGCAAAAGGGCCUUUUUCUGAGAGGCAGAAAGCCUCUGCCUUGAGAACUACGGGGUCUCUGCCUGCUGCCUGUGCUCUGACCACCCUGCUGAGAGGUGGGAGAGCAGUACGACCAACACUAAUUGGCCUGGGUUGCCACUGCAAAGCGCAGUUUCUGAAGCCAAGGUUGGGAUGCUGCUGUGCUGAUUCAAAAGUUGACUCCAUGACUGUGCUUGCGAGUUCUUGUUUUCUGGACCUAAUUCUUUGAAGGUGGAGAGUAUAAAAGAUUUGGGUAUGUCUCAUUGGGCCAUUUCUCAUUAGAACAGUCUUCCCUGGAACCUAAGCAAAUCUGCCAUCUUAACAGUGCAAAACCAAAUUUUGAGGACUAAAUAUGUUGGAGAUAAUGGAAGAUCUGUGUUACAUUUUUAUGCUGGGGGGUGGGGUUUUUUUAGUUAUUUGUAAAUUGAAAAAUCAGGAGUGUCUGUUGGACUUGAAACAAAAGCCUUGUGUAGAGUACCUUGACUGUUCCGUGUAUGGGGCUCAUUUCAGAAUAAAAUGCUGUUCAGAG